AUGGAGUUUGUUAGGCUCGUAGCAGAGGCAACUCAGCAUAGGCAUUUGGAAGCCCUGCAUCAGUUGGGGGAGAAUCGUUCUACAGCUGGAUCUUCCCAAGCUCCACCAUUACGAGUACAAGAAUGGUGUUUGGAGGAUUUUCUUCAACAUCAUCCAUCCCGCUUCGAUGGCAAGACCACCCCGGAUGAGGCAGAUCAGUGGAUGAGGGAUAUGGAGCGAAUUUAUGAUGCCAAGAGGUGCCCAAUAGAGAAUAGACUGGUGUAUUCUGAGUAUCUGCUAGCCGGAGAGGUUGUCCACUUGUGGUCUAGUAUGAAGAUGAUGCUAGAAGACAACCGAGAGCCCGUCACAUGGGAGUUGUUCAAAAAGAAGUUUUCUGCUGAGUACUUUCCAAACAAUGUGAGGUACGCCAAAGAGGUGAAGUUCUUGCAGCUGAUGCAAGGAGAGAUGUCAGUAUCAGAGUAUGCUGAGAAGUUCAAGCACCUGGGCAGAUUCCAUACCUUGAGGAUGGCUGAGGAUUGGCAGUGUAGAAAGUUUGAGAAUGGGUUGAGAGGCGAUCUUAAACUCAUGGUGGCUCCGCUUUCUAUAAAGGAGUUCCCUGCUUUGCGGUCUCAGCAGAAGGUGGAAGGACCAUCUGGGUCCACGAGUCGACAGGAUGAUAGGAGGAAACGCUACUCUAGACCUCCGCCUCAGGGGUCCAGGAGAUUCACACCACAGUCACAUCAGCCUCAGUCUCAUCAGCAUCAGUCUCCUCAGCAUCACUCUCACAUGGCUCGGUGUUUUCAUUGUGGAGGGCCCCACAUGAGGAGUGCUUGCCCUCUGCUUGGUGGCAGACAAACAUGUCACAGAUGUGGUCAGGAAGGCCACUUCCUCAGAGAUUGCCCCACUGGCAAGAGUGUAGUGCCGAGGAUUCCAACGCAGCCGCAACCACAGCAGGCACGGGAGAGUGCUAGGCCCCAGGCAGAUGGCCGAAUGUAUGCCAUGAUGGGUGCAGAGGCAGACAGAUCAGGUAACCUCAUCAUUGGAUCUUGUGUGAUUGCCGGUAGGAGCUUGCGUGUGUUAUACGAUUCGGGAGCGACACACUCUUUUGUGCGGAGUCUAUAG
Molecule: messenger RNA, 1101 nt
Organism: Vigna unguiculata (cowpea)
Lineage: Eukaryota; Viridiplantae; Streptophyta; Magnoliopsida; Fabales; Fabaceae
Molecular function (GO): nucleic acid binding; zinc ion binding
Source: RefSeq, a predicted model, not a curated record